Messenger RNA from Aspergillus homomorphus CBS 101889, 1533 nucleotides. Its product is annotated as unc-93 family MFS transporter. The record is from RefSeq and is a predicted model, not a curated record. Gene Ontology annotation, biological process: transmembrane transport. Gene Ontology annotation, molecular function: transmembrane transporter activity. The coding region runs from base 1 to 1533 and encodes 510 amino acids. The transcript has 4 exons. NCBI's taxonomy places the organism in Eukaryota, Fungi, Ascomycota, Eurotiomycetes, Eurotiales, Aspergillaceae.
AUGGCUACAUCAACCACUGGUCUGGAGGGUCAACAGCCCGAAAAAGAGGUACAGGCUGUUACUAUCGACCCUGAAGCUGGCCAAGACCGUGCGCUUACUGGCAAGUCCUGGAUGUAUAAAUCAUUCAAGAUCGGCCCAUGGACUUUGCCGUAUUUUGCCUCACCUGACGCGCAGCUUCUCUUGGUCUCCUUUGUCUGCUUCCUCUGCCCAGGAAUGUUCAAUGCCGUCAGCGGCCUUGGAGGUGGAGGUCAGCUAGGAUUUAAGGACGUCAACAACGCCAAUACUGCUCUUUACAGUACUUUUGGUGUCGUUGGGUUUUUCGCGGGCUCCGUUGCGAACCGCAUCGGUCUGCGUUUGACGCUAUCGAUUGGUGGCUUCGGUUAUUUUCUUUAUGUCGCUUCGCUGCUGUCCUAUAAUCAUAACCAGAACUCCGGCUUCCUGAUCUUUGCUGGUGCACUUCUGGGCGCCUGCGCUGGCCUUCUAUGGUGCGCGCAGGGCGCUGUUAUGAUGAGCUAUCCGAACGAAAAGGAGAAGGGCAAAUUCAUCGCCGUAUUCUGGGUCAUUUUCAACCUCGGCGGCGUGAUUGGCAGUCUGGUACCCUUGGGCCAAAACCUGCACUCGGUCGCGGGCCAAGUGAACGAUGGGACUUACAUUGCCUUCAUGGUCCUCAUGGCCUUGGGGUUUGUCUUGGCCUGGGGUCUAGCCGAUUCAAAGUAUGUCAAACGCAAGGAUGGCUCGCACGUUAUCGUCAUGAAGAACCCUACCUGGAAAUCGGAGUUCAUGGGUCUCUAUGAUACGCUCCGAACCGACUACUACAUUCUCUUACUCUUUCCCAUGUUCUUGACCAGUAAUUGGUUCACGGCGUACCAGUUCAAUAGUGUCAACGGCGCGUAUUUCACCAUCCGCACACGAGCCCUCAACAAUCUGCUUUACUGGCUGAUGCAGAUGCUUGGAGCGUUUGUUUUCGGCCAGUUGCUGGACCUGAAAUUCCUUUCUCGGCCCACCCGAGCCAGGCUCAACCUGAUCAUCUUGUUGGUUCUCACCAUGGGCGUUUGGGGCGGUGGUUACGCGUUCCAAAAGACCUAUACUCGCGAAACGGUCAAGGCAGAUACCGACUGGACGAGCAGCGGCUUCGUAGGUCCGAUGUUUCUGUACAUGUUUUACGGGUUUUACGAUGCUGCUUUCCAAACUUGUGCAUAUUGGUUCAUGGGUUCUCUGACAAACAACGGUCGCAAGCUGGCCAAUUUUGCCGGCUUCUACAAGGGUAUCCAGUCUGCUGGUGCAGCAGGCAUGUGGCGGUUGGAUGCAGAAAAUACUCCUUUCAUGACUGAAUUCGCUACUUGCUGGGGUCUCCUCGCUGGCAGUAUCGUGAUAGCCUCCCCUGUUGUGUUCCUCAAGAUCAAGGAACACGCGGACAUUGAGGCUGAUCUCCGCUUCUCAGACGAGACUGCUCAAGAAGUUGGGGUAUCCGUUCCCUUGGAGCAGCAACAAUCCACCGAAAAGAAGGACGAGAAACGUGUCUCUCUCAGUUGA